Molecule: messenger RNA, 5229 nt
Organism: Symbiodinium natans
Lineage: Eukaryota; Dinophyceae; Suessiales; Symbiodiniaceae
Source: the annotation of a GenBank genome assembly
AUGGCUUCCUUCCGGUGCCUUCGCGUAGUGCUUGCGCUGCCAGUGCUCGCUGCCGCCGAGACCUCCUUCUCCUCGACGCCCGCGCAGCUGGAAGCCAAGGUGACCCUGCAGACCAAUGGUUCCUGGCAUCUCGGAGGUUUCUGCUUAGGCCAAGCAGGCUCGGGUGAGACGAAGGCGGCGGAGCUUGCCGCCCACGUGGAGUGGGAAGGCACCCAGGAGCUCGGGGAGACGGGACCCGUGAUGUUGGUGGCCUUCGAUGUGCGCGAGCAUCGCUGGGGUGCCGUGAAGGAUUCUUGGGGCCAGCUGUCUUGCGAGGAGAAGUUGAGUGCCGCAAACAUGAAGCGACAGCUGGGCAAGACCCAUGAUUUUGCUGACUUCGCCUUCAGAAUCCACGUGCAUCAGAAGACGGCAAUCAGGGACUGGCACUUCGCGCUCCUCACGUGUGGGGAAACGGAGCAGGCGCCCUUGUCCCUGAGGCUGUCGGCAACGAACGGGGCCUUGAGCAUGUUCAAGGCCAACACGCACUUCGAUGCCAGCAGCUGCCCGGUAGUGGACGUCCCAUGGCUGGAGGCCGCCCACGAUGAGGUGGGCUUUUGGCUGCUGCUCCUCGGAGCGCUGCUCUUCGGCUGCUCCGCAGUCCUGGCGGUGGUUGUUUGCCGCAACUUCCGCAAGAAGGCGGAGCUUCAGCGCUUUCGGGAAGCAGCUGCUGCCGGCGGAGCCUCGCCUGUGAUCGGCAGGCCAUGCAACCAGACCGGUCUGGCAAAAGUCGUGGACGGCCAGACCAACGCGGGGCAGGCUUUCGGGUCCUCCUGCUUCAAGCAGUUUGGGUACCUUGUAGGCGGGUCAAAUUAUACCUGUAGCGCCACGAUCAUGGCUUCCUUCCGGUGCCUUCGCGUAGUGCUUUCCCUCCCAGUGCUCGCUGCCGCCGAGACCUCCUUCUCCUCGACACCCGCACAGCUGGAAGCCAAGGUGACCCUGCAGACCAAUGGUUCCUGGCAUCUCGGAGGUUUCUGCUUAGGCCAGGCAGGCCCCGAGGAGACGAAGGCCGCAGAGCUGACAGCUCACGUGGCGUGGGAAGGCACUCAGGAGCUCGGGGAGACGGGACCCGUGAUGUUGGUGGCCUUCGAUGCGCGCGAGCAUCACUGGGGUGCCGUGAAGGAUUCUUGGGGCCAGCUGUCUUGCGAGGAGAAGCUGAGUGCCGCAAACAUGAAGCGACAGCUGGGCAAGACCCAUGAGUACGCUGACUUCGCCUUCAGAAUCCACGUGCAUCAGAAGACGGCGAUCAGGGACUGGCACUUCGCACUCCUCACAUGUGGGGAAACGGAGCAAGCGCCCUUGUCCCUGAGGCUGUCGGCAACGAGCGGGGCCUUGAGCAUGUUCAAGGCCAACACGCACUUCGAUGCCAGCAGCUGCCCGGUGGACGUCCCAUGGCUGGGGGCCGCCCACGAUGAGGUGGGCUUUUGGCUGCUGCUCCUCGGAGCGCUGCUCUUCGGCUGCUCCGCGGUCCUGGCGGUGGUUGUGUGCCGCAACUUCCGCAAGAAGGCCUGCGGCCGUUGCGAUUGUGAUGCGCGUAUGCUUGACGAUAGUCAGUUGUCUAUUGGCCCAGCACGCUUCCUGCAGGCGGAGCUUCAGCGCUUUCGAGAAGCAGCUGCUGCCGGCGGAGCCUCGCCUGUGAUCGGCAGGCCGUGCAACCAGACCGGCGAGGCAAAAGUCGUGGACGGCCAGACCAACGCGGACGUGACCACAGUGUGGAAAGAGGCCGCUGGGUACCUUGUAGGCGGGUCAAAUUAUACCUGUAGCGCCACGAUCAUGGCUUCCUUCCGGUGCCUUCGCGUAGUGCUUUCCCUCCCAGUGCUCGCUGCCGCCGAGACCUCCUUCUCCUCGACACCCGCACAGCUGGAAGCCAAGGUGACCCUGCAGACCAAUGGUUCCUGGCAUCUCGGAGGUUUCUGCUUAGGCCAGGCAGGCUCGGGUGAGACGAAGGCGGCGGAGCUUGCGGCCCACGUGGAGUGGGAAGGCACCCAGGACCUCGGGGAGACGGGACCCGUGAUGUUGGUGGCCUUCGAUGCGCGCGAGCAUCACUGGGGUGCCGUGAAGGAUUCUUGGGGCCAGCUGUCUUGCGAGGAGAAGUUGAGUGCCGCAAGCAUGAAGCGACAGUUGGGCAAGACCCAUGAUUAUGCUGACUUCGCCUUCGCAAUCAACGUGCAUCAGAAGGCGGCCAUCAGGGACUGGCACUUUGCGCUCCUCACGUGUGGGGAAACGGAGCAGGCGCCCUUGUCCCUGAGGCUGUCGGCAACGAACGGGGCCUUGAGCAUGUUCAAGGCCAACACGCACUUCGAUGCCAGCAGCUGCCCGGUGGACGUCCCAUGGCUGGAGGCUGCCCACGAUGAGGUGGGCUUUUGGCUGCUGCUCCUCGGAGCGCUGCUCUUCGGCUGCUCCGCAGUCCUCGCGGUGGUUGUUUGCCGCAGCUUCCGCAAGAAGGCGGAGCUUCAGCGCUUUCGAGAAGCAGCCGCUGCCGGCGGAGCCUCGCCUGUGAUCGGCAGGCCGUGCAACCAGAUCGGUGAGGCGAAAGUCGUGGACGGCCAAACCAACGCGGACCAUGGGCACUUAACGGACGUAGUGUUCGCAGCCUCGCCUGCCUCAGAGGUUGACUUGGUCUUGUUAUUUAUCAAUGUAGCCGGUGCUGAGCAAACCUUGGGCAAGGCCACGAUCAUGGCUUCCUUCCGGUGCCUUCACCUGGUGCUUGCGCUCCCGGUGCUCGCUGCCGCCGAGACCUCCUUCUCCUCGACACCCGCACAGCUGGAAGCCAAGGUGACCCUGCAGACCAAUGGUUCCUGGCAUCUCGGAGGUUUCUGCUUAGGCCAAGCAGGCCCCGAGGAGAUGAAGGCAGCAGAGCUUGUAGCUCACGUGGAAUGGGAAGGCACUCAGGAGCUCGGGGAGACUGGGCCCGUGAUGCUGGUGGCCUUCGAUGCGCGCGAGCAUCGCUGGGGUGCCGUGAAGGAUUCUUGGGGCCAGCUGUCUUGCGAGGAGAAGCUGAGUGCCGCAAACAUGAAGCGUCAGCUGGGAAAAUCCCACAACCUCGAAGAUUUCUUCUUCCUCAUCGACGUGCACCAGAAGACGGCAAUGAGGGACUGGCACUUCGCACUCCUCACCUGCGGGGAAACGGAGCAGGCGCAAUUGUCGCUGAGGCUCGUGGCAAACAAAGGGGCCCUGAGCAUGUUCGAGUCUAACACGCACUUCGAUGCCAGCAGCUGCCCCAUAGUGGACGUCCCAUGGCUGGAGGCCGCCCACGAUGAGGUGGGCUUUUGGCUGCUGCUCCUCGGAGCGCUGCUCUUCGGCUGCUCCGCAGUCCUGGCGGUGGUUGUUUGCCGCAACUUCCGCAAGAAGGCGGAGCUUCAGCGCUUUCGAGAAGCAGCUGCUGCCGGUGGAGCCUCGCCUGUGAUCGGCAGGCGUUUCGAUGGGGUGGGCCGGAUCGCGGUGCGAUUCCUCCGAUUCCUCCGCACGGUUUCCCUCAUCGCUUGCUUUUAUCAAGGUGGCCCGGUGCUGAGCGAACCUUGGGCAAGGUUUCUCGUUGCAGCAGCUGGCUGUAGAGUCUACAUAGAGCGCUUCGAAAUUCGGAGGCAAGCUGUACCUGUAGCAGACGGUACCGACCGCGAUCAUGGCUUCCUUCCGGUGCUUUCGCAUGAUGCUUUCCCUCCCAAUACUCGCUGCCCCGACGAGAUGAAGGCAGCAGAGCUGACAGCUCACGUGGAAUGGGAAGGCACUCAGAAGCUCGGGGAGACUGGGCCCGUGAUGUUGCUGGCCUUCGAUGCACGCGAGCAUCGCUGGGGUGCCGUGAAGGAUUCCUGGGCGCAGCUGUCUUGCGAGGAGAAGCUGAGUGCCGCAAACAUGAAGCGUCAGCUGGGAAAAACCCACAACCGUGAAGAUUUCUUCUUCCGCAUCGAGGUGCACCAGAAGACGGCAAUGAGGGACUGGCACUUCGCACUCCUCACCUGCGGUGAAACGGAGCCAGCGCAGUUGUCACUGAGGGUCGUGGCAAUCAAAGGGGCCCUGAGCAUGUUCGAGUCCAACACGCACUUCCAUACCAGCAGUUGCCCGGUGGUGGAUGUUCCAUGGUUACAGGCAGCUCACGACGAGGUGGGCUUUUGGCUGCUGCUCGUUGGUGCGGUGCUCUUUGGCUGCUCCGCAGUCCUGGCGGUGGUUGCUUGCCGCAACUUCCGCAAGAAGGCGGAUCUUGAUCGCUGUCGAGAGAUAGCUGCUGCCCGAGGAGCCUCGCCAGUCGUUGGCAGGCCGUGCAGCCAGAUCGGUGAAGCAAAAGUCGUUGACGGCCAGACCAACAAGGCCGGCGUGGGCUUGCUGGCCGGAGACAUGUGCCUUCGCGUGCUGCUUUUCCUCCCAGUGCUCGCUGCCGCCGAGACCUUCUCCUCGACACCCGCGCAGCUGGAAGCCAAGGUGACCCUGCAGACCAACGGCUCCUGGCACCUGGGAGGCUUCUGCUUCGGCCAGGCAGGCUCGGGUGAGACGAAGGCAGCGGAGCUUGCGGCCCAUGUGGAGUGGGAAGGCACCCAGGACCUCGGGGAGACGGGACCCGUGAUGCUGGUGGCCUUCGAUGCGCGCGAGCAUCGCUGGGGUGCCGUGAAGGAUUCCUGGGGCCAGCUGUCAUGCGAGGAGAAGUUGAGUGCCGCAAACCUGAAGCGACAGCUGGGCAAGACCCACGACUAUACGGACUUCUACUUUGGCAUCACUGUCCAUCAGAUGUCGAACAUCAGGGACUGGCACUUUGCACUCCUCACCUGCGGGGAAACGGAGCAGGCGCCCUUGUCCCUGAGGCUGUCGGCAACGAAGGGGGCCCUGAGCAUGUUCGAGGCCAACACACACUUCCAUUCCAGCAGUUGCCCGGUGGCGCCCUGGCGAGCAAGACAGUACUGCUCUACUGUGAGCAUGCCGUGGUUCGAGGCUGCCCACGACGAGGUGGGCUUUUGGCUGUUGGUUGUCGGGGCGCUGCUGCUUGGAUGCUCCGCGGUCCUCGCUGCGGUUGCUUGCCGCCACUUCCGCAAGAAGGCUCAGCAAAAGCGAUUUCGAGAGACGGCCACGGCUGGCGGAGCCGAGCCUGUCAUCGGCAGGCCUUGCAGCCAGAUCGGUGAGGCAAAAGUGGUUGAUGGCCAGACCAACGCGGACAUUCCUUCCGCGCAAAAUGCAGCUACCCUGGAAGACAGCUGUCAGGUGUAA